Messenger RNA from Nymphalis io (European peacock), 494 nucleotides. Its product is annotated as NADH dehydrogenase [ubiquinone] 1 alpha subcomplex assembly factor 2-like. Bases 44 to 475 code for a protein of 143 amino acids. The record is from RefSeq and is a predicted model, not a curated record. The transcript has a single exon. Gene Ontology annotation, cellular component: membrane. NCBI's taxonomy places the organism in Eukaryota, Metazoa, Arthropoda, Insecta, Lepidoptera, Nymphalidae. Gene Ontology annotation, biological process: mitochondrial respiratory chain complex I assembly.
UGUUAAACGUCUGUUAUGAACAUAAUUAUAAAAACGCAAAACAAUGGCUGAACAUAGACACACUUGGAGAAUAGUUAUCAGAAAUUUUAUAAAUUCCCUUAAACCAAGGCAAAUCCAAGAAAAGAAUAUAGGGAAGGAUUAUAUUGGAAAUGUAUAUUAUGAAAUCCCUGCAGAUCCAAGUAAAGGAAAGAGGAAGCCUUCACGUCACCCACCGAAGGGCUUAGAUUUUCAAGACCCAUUACCUGCGGAGUGGGAAGCAUGGAUAAGAAUGAGAAGAAUGGAGCCACCUACAGAAGAAGAAAUAGCCAAGAAUCUUGCCAUUACAGAAAUGAAGAAGAUAAACGCUGCAAAGAUUGAAAAACAAAGGUUGCUAAAUGGCGGUUCUCUACCAGAACCAGUAGAAAAAGGUCAUGAGUCAUUUCCAUCUUAUUCAGAAUAUACUCCAGGGGAUCCAACUAACAAAUAUAGAAAUUGAGCCAUGAACAUAAAAUGUA